AUGAGUGUGCCGCAGGCGAACAGUGUGUUUGUUACGAAGAUAAUAUUUUUUUACGGCAUUCCGCAGCUUGCGCCUAAUAAGGCUGCAAAGGAAAAUAAAAAAUUAGAUUCCGAUACCGGGAGUCGAACCCGGGUUUGCUCGGUGAAAGCGAACCGUGCUAGCCGUUACACUAUAUCGGAUAUUGUAUAUUGA
Messenger RNA from Debaryomyces tyrocola, 192 nucleotides. NCBI's taxonomy places the organism in Eukaryota, Fungi, Ascomycota, Pichiomycetes, Serinales, Debaryomycetaceae. The record is from the annotation of a GenBank genome assembly.